AUGAAGGAAAACGCUGUACUUAAGUGGCAAAAAGUUUACAACCCCAGCGGUCCUCAACCCCGACCUCGUCAUGGACAUCGCGCAGUUGCCAUUAAAGAUUUGAUGAUAGUUUUCGGCGGCGGAAAUGAAGGGAUUGUUCAUGAGCUUCAUGUCUUCAACACCUCAACAAAUCAAUGGUUCGUUCCUGUUACAAAAGGCGAGGUGCCUCCGGGAUGCGCCGCGUAUGGUUUUGUCGUCGACGGAACGAGACUUCUGGUUUUUGGCGGCAUGGUGGAGUACGGCAAGUAUUCUAACGAUCUUUAUGAACUCCAAGCUUCACGGUGGGAAUGGAAACGUUUAAAACCUCUUCCACCGAAGCAGGGUCUACCACCCUGCCCCAGACUCGGUCAUAGUUUUACCUUAUUGAAUGGGAAAGUUUACUUAUUUGGUGGUCUAGCUAAUGAAAGUGAUGAUCCCAAAAAUAAUAUUCCAAGAUAUCUAAAUGAUUUAUAUACUCUUGAGUUGUAUCCAAGUUCUUCAAUGACAGUUUGGGAUAUACCACUGACAUAUGGCCAGUCUCCACCGCCGCGGGAAUCCCAUAGUGGAGUUGCAUAUACUGAUAAAAGUUCUGGGAAGUCAUCUCUCAUCAUUUAUGGUGGCAUGAGUGGCUCGCGACUUGGAGACUUGUGGGUACUGGAUGUAGACAGUAUGUCAUGGUCGCGACCUGAGUUAGGAGGUCCGGCUCCUCUUCCCCGGUCGCUACACACAGCCACGGUUAUUGGUCAUCAUAUGUAUGUUUAUGGUGGUUGGGUCCCUCUUGUUCCUGAUGAGUCAAAACUUGCCACUCAUGAAAAAGAAUGGAAAUGUACAAACACACUUGCCUCCCUUAACUUAGAAACCAUGACAUGGGAUAAUAUAGCUCUAGAUAAAUUUGAAGAAUGUGUACCAAGAGCAAGAGCGGGUCAUAGUGCAGUGGCUAUACAGACAAGACUUUACAUAUGGUCUGGCAGAGAUGGAUAUAGGAAAACAUGGAAUAAUCAGAUCUGUUGUAAAGAUCUCUGGUAUCUUGAAGUAGGGGUGCCUCCACAAGCAGGCCGAGUGGCCCUCGUACGAGCAGGGACCACAUCUCUAGAGCUGUGCUGGCCAGGCAUGAGCACUGUAACUACAUAUCUUCUACAAGUACAAAAAUGUGGUAAGGUGACACCUGCACGGUUUCCAGCUGCAGCAGAACCUGUAGCGGCUCCACCUCCUGCUUCUCCUGUUGCUUCACAAGCAGAUGCUACAAAAGCAUUUGGAUUGACUUCACCAAUAACAACUGGUUUGCCACCAACUCCUGCAGAAUUACCAGUUCGGCCUGUUGUAGCAGCUGCUUCUCCUGCACCUGCACCUGUAGCUGCGUCUACUCCUCAAAAGAUUGUUUCAAGUUCAAUUAAAGUUCCCACACAAUCAGCUACUGUCAAGAUAUCUCCGAACACACCUACUCUUAAACAGGCCUCAUACCAAGGAAAAACUGUUGUAAAACCAGCACCAGGUUCGUCACAACAAAUCAAAGUGGCGUCUGUUACACCACAGGGAGUCACGAGAAUUGUAAGUGGAGUUGGAACUCCUAGCACAGUGAGGGUGUCAACUGCACAGUCCAAUGCACAGAUUGUACUAGGGGCUACUACCGGUUCAGGAACGCCAAGGUUUGUUCAGGUCAAAACAGGAACAAGUACAGGAGUACCGGUGAAACUAAGUGCUGGUAAUGUUCCUGUAAAAUUAGCUGGUAAUGCCGUGCCUCUCAAGAUUGGAGCUGCUAACAUCCAAGGCAAGAUUGCAACGAAUAGCAUUCAAAAGGUUGGUCAAGUUGCAACAACUAAUAUGCCCCUGAAACUUGGAGCUGGCAAUGUUAAAAUCGGCACGAGCAAUGUACUUGUAAAAACUGCUGGGGGGGUACCAAUUCAAGCAGGAGUUGCAAAUCUACAGGCAAAAGUUGCAGCAGGUGUCCCUGUUAAGUUAGGGGCAGGUAACUUACCUGUUAUUGGCAGUGGGGGUGGAACUAUACAAAUAGCAGGAAGUGCACUCGGAGGGCAGCAAGUUAAAGCACCAGUGUACAAGAUAGUUACAGCUAAAUCAAGUGAGCAGGUAACAACGGCUACAAGUGCGGGGGCAGCUACGGGGGCUACAGUCCUCAGACAAGCUGGAAGUAAUGCAGGCAUCCCUGUUAUUAUCAAGAAGACACCCGGAGCUGGCUCACAAGCAACCUCCACACCUCAGUAUGUUACCCUUGUAAAGACGUCGACAGGAAUGACAGUAGCAACAAUGCCUAAAAUGGCAAUGAUGCAGAAUAGACCUGCUGUGUCAGUAAGCGCGGCGCAGGCACAGGGCAUAGCUCCAGGCGCUACUAUUGUGAAAUUGGUAUCUGCAAACACCAUGGGUGGUAAUAAAAUCAUUACACUGCCUUCUAAUAUGCUGCAGCUGGGUAAGUCUAGUGUUGGUGGCAAACAGACAAUUGUGAUUACUAAGUCGGCGGGUCAGGCGACGCAGCCAGGCCAACCACAGUGA
Parnassius apollo (apollo) is the source of this 2523-nucleotide messenger RNA. The record is from the annotation of a GenBank genome assembly. Lineage: Eukaryota; Metazoa; Arthropoda; Insecta; Lepidoptera; Papilionidae.